Messenger RNA from Anguilla rostrata (American eel), 2269 nucleotides. RefSeq names its product caspase-7-like. The transcript has 6 exons. NCBI's taxonomy places the organism in Eukaryota, Metazoa, Chordata, Actinopteri, Anguilliformes, Anguillidae. Bases 1193 to 1969 code for a protein of 258 amino acids. Gene Ontology annotation, biological process: proteolysis. The record is from RefSeq and is a predicted model, not a curated record. Gene Ontology annotation, molecular function: cysteine-type endopeptidase activity.
AAGGAUAAAUUCAUUGGAACUUUGACCUUGUUUGAACCUGAUCUUUCGUAGUGCGUCCAAUCACAUCCGUGCUUUGUAUGAAGCGAGCAGAUGUAAACACGAAAGAACAUUUUGGGAUAAACCCAAGAUUUUCGGUCUCAUAAAGCGGAUUCAGAAUUUAGCCUUACAACGCAGACAACCGGCUCCUACCACCGCUUGUUACAAUUUUCCGAACCUACCGCUGUUCUGGAUGGAUGACGUCAAAUUUUGCGGCGCUCGAUUCUUCUCGUGUAGUCACCGCCUUACUUGACGUUGAACGCAGCGUUUGAUUCUUGUAAAAGCGGCUUUAUAGUCAACAUUUGUUUGGGUUUUUUAUUUAUAUUUAUUAUCAUUGUUAAUUGUGUAUUUGGAAAGAUGUCUGAUUCUCUAGAAAACAUGGUGACAAAUUCAGAGCUGUGUUGAAAAGCCACUGGUGCAAUGUUUCAUCUAGGUAAUGAUUAACUUCGAACUAAUCUGUUUCUUGUCAUUACUGACAGGCGGAAAUAAUAGAAUGAGUGUAUUAUGAAAAUACAUAUAAACCUAUUUUUAUACAGUCUAUGAUAUAAACACAAAUUUACUCUGCACACGUUAUCUUAGUGACAACACUGUUCUUGUGAAAGUCUGCAAAAAAUGACAGUUCAAUAAUAUUGCAAAAGACACAGCAAUACAGAUAAAUUCAUGUAGCAUAUCAAAUAGCCUGCUUUAACCUGCUUAUAGUGUAGAUUGAAGAUAUCGGCUGUGGUAUCAUUAUUUUGGCUGUUAACACUUGUUGUGGUUUAUAUUACAAAUCAUGAAACUGAACAGCUCCAUGCUUAUAUUGAAUUAAAGUAACUUAGCACUUUUACAAAUCAUCUUACAAUGCAGGAGAAACAUCAGUGCACCUGAUGGCUGAAAACCUUGUGUUUGAUUACUGAACAGUGGAGUGAUAUGAAGACAUUUGCCUAACACGACAGUGGGGGCCUGUAACCACACGGUUGCAGUUAAUGUUUAAUUGUGUUGCAAAUAUCCCCACAAAGUGCAACUGGGCAAUAAAGAGAAAAGGAGGUGUGUCUUUAGCUCACUUACAUCAUCACUUUAAAACUGAAAGAGGAAAAAUAAAAUCAAGAACCCAUUCACAUGUUUCAGUUAUUCCUCAAAGCUCUUUUUUUCUGUGAAAGACCGAGAGAGAGAACUAAUGGAUUCUGCAUCGCAGAUCACAGGAGAGAAAAGCUUUCAGGAAAGUCCCUGCCUUUUCCAGUACCGCAGGGAUUAUGCUCAUGUGGGUAAAUGCCUCAUCAUCAACAACGAAGACUUUGCUGAUAUGCCUCAACGGAGCGGUACGGAGGUGGACAGGAAGUUGCUGCGGCGGACGUUCGAAUCCCUCAAGUUCACCGUGCAGGAGGAGAAUAACCUGUCCGUUGGCGACAUGCUGAGGGUCCUACGGGAAGUGUCUGAGGAAGACCACGGAGACAGGGCGUGCUUCGUCUGCGUGCUGCUCAGCCACGGGGCGGACGGGACCAUUUUCGGAACGGACGGGCAGGUUCCUCUCCGGGCCCUGACCUCUCUCCUCACCGCGAAGAGAUGCCCGACCCUGAAGAGGAAGCCCAAAUUAUUCUUCGUCCAGGCUUGCAGGGGACAUGACUACGAUCCCGGAGUUGAAGUGGACUCAGCGGAGGGUGAACAGUCCUCGGAAAUGUCAGAGAUUUUGGAGGGAGAUUUCCUGUGCAGCUUUUCUACAGUUCCAGGUUAUUUUUCGUGGAGGAACACAGGAACUGGCUCGAUUUACAUCAGAUAUCUGUGUGAGAUGCUGAGUCAGAACAGAGGCCUGGAAAUAACAAAGAUCCUGACCAGGGUCAACCACAGGGUGGCGCUAGAUUUUGAGUCAAACACCUUCAACUGGCAAACCAGUGGAAAAAAACAAAUGCCCUGUAUUAUGUCCACACUUACAAAAGAGCUCUUCCUCAAUGUUUAACAGCAAUCUCAAAAGUGUCUGAGAUUUUACACACUUUUGUCACCAAAUGAAUAAAGUACGAUACGUACAAUGUACAACAAACAAUGAUAAAAAAUUAGAAAUUAUAUUGAAAUUAGAAAUUAAUUAAUAGACAAAUUUUAAUUGCUGAUUUUAAACGUAAUUCGUGACCUCUGCUUGUUCUUUAAUUUAUGUUACACUACUAUCUGAUUCCCUGUUUGAUGUUUGUGACUUGAUGUUCAGUAACUUGUGUUUUAUGUUAGGUCCCUAUUGAAAAGGAGAUUUUUUUAUCUCAAUGGAGUA